This is a messenger RNA of Spea bombifrons (plains spadefoot toad), 1434 nucleotides long. RefSeq names its product NHL repeat containing E3 ubiquitin protein ligase 1 (gene NHLRC1). The transcript has a single exon. The record is from RefSeq and is a predicted model, not a curated record. Bases 33 to 1232 code for a protein of 399 amino acids. Gene Ontology annotation, molecular function: ubiquitin protein ligase activity; protein binding; translation repressor activity. Gene Ontology annotation, biological process: negative regulation of translation; protein polyubiquitination; proteasome-mediated ubiquitin-dependent protein catabolic process. Lineage: Eukaryota; Metazoa; Chordata; Amphibia; Anura; Pelobatidae.
UGUGUUGUUGUUAAGGAUUACAGCUGUAAGCAAUGUCAUCCGCAGCAUCCAAGGAAAUAAAGAACAUGAGAGAAUUUUUAAAUGAAACCGAAAUUAACCUACUUGAGUGCAAGGUCUGCUUUGAGAAGUACAGCUGUGAGCAGAGGCACAGGCCCAAAAAUCUUCCCUGUGGCCAUGUUAUAUGUCAACAAUGUGUUUCGUCUCUCUGUCCUGCUGGAAGUCCAAGACUGGAGUGUCCCUUUUGUCGCAAAACUUGUAGAACAUUGGAGACCAGUGUGUGCUUACCUAUCCUUCACUUAAUGGAGCUCGUAAGUUGUGUGGUUCCUGAACAAUCGGAAUGUGGGUCUGGAACUAGUGCAAGUCAUGAAGUAACCAAGCUAAAAUCUGCAAGUUUUAACCUUGGAUAUUCAUUUGGGGGUUGGGGCGUACUAUUCAAUCCAACUGGGAUAGCCGUUUGCAAGACAACAGGUUAUUUGGUAGUGGCACAUGAUGGGAAGAAAAGGAUUGGAAUAUUUUCCAUGAAUGGAAAGUGUAUUCGUCAAAUGGGUUCAAAAGUUGAUUCGUCUAAUUCAAUUGUUUAUCCGAAUGAUGUGGCAAUAACAUUGGAUGGAUUCAUUGUUGUGACGGAUGCAGGAGACAGAUCCUUUAAAGUGUUCACUCAAUCAGGGGAAAGUAGGUUGGUCAUUAAACAACCAUUUUGCUUUCCAUGGGGGCUGGGUACUACCCCUCAAAAUGAAAUAAUAGUUUCUGAUACAGAUGCAGGUAGCCUAAUUGUUGUUGCUGCAGACUUCAAACGAGGUAAAGUCAAGAAGAUCGUAAAUAUCUAUUCUAAUUUAGAUCACCCAAGAGAAGUCGCUGUGUGUCCAUCCAGUGGAGCAGUUGUUGUGGUUGAACACUUGACAAUGAGUAGCAAGAAUUCCAGCAAUACACAAAUAAAAUUGUUCAGCUGUGAGAUGAAGCUCAUAAGACAAAUUAAUAACUUUGCCUUAAGCUUGCUUCUCCCUUUACCAGCUCACACAACUGGAGUGACAUUUGACAAAGAAGGGAACAUCUUAAUAGCUGAUGCCAAUAACAGAUGUGUCAUAUGUAUAGACAAAAUGGAAGAACGAAAUUUCCUAAAGUAUGUUGUGGCCAGCGGCCUGUCUUAUCCUAUAGCAUUAACACUUUUAGAGGAUAAGUCUAUUGCUGUUUUAGAUAGUGGGAAUAAUUCCGUAAUAGUUUAUACUCCAUAAUUAACUUUUGCGGAAGUGGGCAACUUUUUCUGAACAUGGCUUAAUCUAUUAGAAAAGGUUAAAUGCAGUGCACAGUUCAGAAAACAUAUAAUUUGCUGUAUUUAUUUAUUUUGUCCUUCAAAAUGUAUUGGUCUAGUGCAAUUGUGCAUGCGCUUUCAGAGAGCAUUAUAUGGGACUGAUGCUACAGUAGGACCAACCAGAC